UUUGAAAGUAUUUUUUUCUGCGCAUUUCGGCUUAUUAAGUACAGUACACUCACUUAAGUUAUUCACGGAACUGACUCGUUUUCCUGACCUGAAUGAAAUGUCUCAUCACUAAUCGUCAAAUUGACAGCUAGCCACAGAUUAACAAGAAUUUAUGAUGUCAACUUUUUUGUGUGAGGUUUUGUUUGAUUUUUGUUUUUACAUGAAAAAAUGUGUUUUUAAUAAUUAUUUUACGUUAAUUUCACAUUGAGCUAAGAAAUCAUACAUCUAUUGAGUGCUACGGAUGUUAUUAGAAGAAUACUUUGCGUAGUUUAGGUGAAAUUCGAACAUUCUUUGUAGUAACAGGUUGCAUGACUAGAAGAACCAAAGAACCCACUACACGCUUAACCGGGCCGACUUUUAGUCCCACUUUUUGAGCAUUGAUGUUUUAUCUACGUUGAUCUUGGUGACGUGCGUAGCAGUUCUGUCAAAUUUAGUACGUUAACCCUUUCAGCGCCAAGCGCCAAGAGUUGAUCAAAAACGUUCACCACACGCCCGCCACGACAUUAAACAUGGUUGAUGAUUUAAGCGGCUAAGCAUACAACAAGGUCUUUGGGCUAAGCGCACCGCUUUAGCCCAAAACAUUUUUCUGUGAAAAAUAUUGUUGGAUAAACAACUGUAAACAACGGAUAAACUGAAAAUGACCGGAGACCUUGAAAGAAGUCAUUGUUUUAAAACAGAAAAUAAGUUUUUAGUGAAAAGUGGAUGUAAGAAGAGACAGUGGAGGUCUCUUAAACAGAUACUAGCUACUGAAAGAACUUUACCAUGGCCUAAUGAUGCAGUUCUAUAUUAUUCAAUAAAUGCACCCCCAUCAUUCAAGCCUACCAAGAAAUAUUCUGAUAUAUCAGGACUACCAGCUCCUUAUAUAGAUCGGCAUUCAAAGUUGUAUUACAGUAACUCUGAAGAGUUUGCCACUGUGAGAAGUCUGCCAAUGGAUAUCACAGCUGGAUAUCUGCAGUUAAGAGGGGCUAACACUGUUGUGGGAUAAAUAAUGACUUUAGAUUUUGAAAAAAAAUAAUAUAAUUAUUUUCAAACUGAAGAAGGUUGUCACAUAGAAUUUACUGGACCGAGUUUGUGUGCAGAAUGAUGGAAUAGACAGGUAACAAAGGAAUUUGUUUAUAAAUUAAAUAAAAAAUAAAAGAAUCUUCAAGUUA
This is a messenger RNA of Pectinophora gossypiella (pink bollworm), 1190 nucleotides long. Its product is annotated as INO80 complex subunit C. Gene Ontology annotation, cellular component: Ino80 complex. The coding region runs from base 677 to 1024 and encodes 115 amino acids. The record is from RefSeq and is a predicted model, not a curated record. Lineage: Eukaryota; Metazoa; Arthropoda; Insecta; Lepidoptera; Gelechiidae. The transcript has 3 exons. Gene Ontology annotation, biological process: chromatin remodeling.